AGAGAGAGAUGUCGAGCACCACCACCACCACUCCCUAUGUGGUAGAGGAUUGCCGUGGAGUCCUCCAAUUCUACAGUGACGGCUCAAUAGUCCGCUCUGAUCGUCCAACCCUCAACGUGCCCGUUCAUGACGAUGGCUCUGUGAUUUGGAAAGACGUUACUUUCGACCCAAUUCAUGGUAUCCAACUCCGUCUCUACAAGCCCUCUUCUGCUAUCACAAACACUAAGCUCCCAAUCAUCUACUACAUCCACGGUGGUGGCUUCUGCCUCGUCUAUCGCACUUGGCCCAUUUGUCAAAGCUACUGUCUUAGUCUUGCAUCAGAGCUUCAAGCCAUCAUUGUCUCAAUUGAUUAUCGUCUGGCACCUGAGAAUCGUCUUCCAGAUGCAAUCGAAGAUGGAUUUACGGCCGUUAAAUGGCUCCAAGCUCAGGCUCUUUCCGAUAAUCCUGACACUUGGUUGACUGAUGUUGCCGAUUUCGACCGAGUUUUUAUCGUGGGAGACUCGGCUGGGGCCAACAUCGCUCAUCAUCUUGCGGUUGGACUCGGACCCGGGUCGCCCGAUUUAGCUCCUGUUCGAGUGCGAGGUUAUGUGUUUUUUGGUGUCUACUUAGGCGGAAUAACACGGGUGAGGUCAGAGUUGGAAGGACGGAAGGACUCUUUUUGGAAUUUGGAGAUUUCUGACAGGAUGUGGAGGCUGACAAUACCAGUUGGAGAGACGAGAGAUCAUCCAUUGGUGAACCCGUUUGGACCUGCUAGCCCAAGCCUUGAAACUGUGGCUCUUGACCCUAUCCUGGCAGUAUCUGGUAACUGUGAUAUACUAAAGGACAGGAUUGAAGAUUACGCAAGAAGAUUGAAAGAGUGGGGAAAGAAAAUAGAGUAUGUCGAAUUCGAGGGAGUGGAUCAUGGUUUCCAUUAUGUCAAUCCCGAUUGUGAAGCAUCAAAGAAGUUGAUGGAAGACAUCAAAAGAUUCAUCACUGAAAAUUCUAUCAACUAGAACU
Messenger RNA from Telopea speciosissima, 996 nucleotides. RefSeq names its product probable carboxylesterase 15. The record is from RefSeq and is a predicted model, not a curated record. NCBI's taxonomy places the organism in Eukaryota, Viridiplantae, Streptophyta, Magnoliopsida, Proteales, Proteaceae. The coding region runs from base 9 to 992 and encodes 327 amino acids. Gene Ontology annotation, molecular function: hydrolase activity. The transcript is spliced from 2 exons.